Ordospora colligata OC4 is the source of this 2271-nucleotide messenger RNA. RefSeq lists its product as uncharacterized. The transcript has a single exon. The record is from RefSeq and is a predicted model, not a curated record. NCBI's taxonomy places the organism in Eukaryota, Fungi, Microsporidia, Ordosporidae. The coding region runs from base 1 to 2271 and encodes 756 amino acids.
AUGAAUAAUGUGUUUGAUGGUGCUGAUGAUGACAUGAAGUUUAUGAGAUAUAUCGAUAGAAUUCUUGCAUUGGAUCACAGAAGUAAUUGGAUUGAUGCAAAUGCAAAGUGUGUAGCAUGCAAUGGAUUGUGUGCAAAGUCAUCUAAUUGUAGUAUACUUUCUGAAGGAAGGAUUGAUAUAGAGAUGGAAUCUGAUCAAUGUAUUAAGCAUACAGAUACUAUUUAUUUAAGUGAUGCCAAGGUUUUGAAGUUUCUUGUAUGUAAGAGGCUUAAUAUGAUACUUGGACUUCGGAUGAUUGAAGAGUUUUGUGAUGUGACUCCUGAUGAAGAUAAUGUUGAAAUGAAUAAAAUCAAUACAGAUGAUAUAAAGCACAGAAUGCAUAUUAAGGAAUGGGAGACGAGAAGUGUAUUUUCUGACAGGUAUUUUUAUGAAUGUGUUGGUAGAGGCGCAUAUGUAACAGGAAGUAGAGACGAUAACUGGAUGUAUGAGUCAGAUCAAAUAGACGCUAUGCUUAUGAGAAAGGAAUGUAUGAUGUUAUACAGGUACAGAUAUGUACUUAAGAUGAUGUCUGACGAGGUUUGUAGCAGUGGAUUUACUGGAGUGGUGAUGAUUGAUACAUCAAGCAUGACUCUUCACAUACCGACUAAAGAUAUUAAUAUUGGGCUCUCUAGCGGAGAGAUUCAAAGUGGUGUGAAUGGAUCGUUUUCUAUAUGCCUGAGUGGAUUGAAUGGAUCUGGGAUGCAAGUACAGAAUGUAAGGCUCGAGUCGAUGUACCGUAGAGAUAAUUUUGAUGUAAGGUUUGAGUACCAUAGAAUUCUGACUGUAGGAGGGAGAGAAGAUAUGAUGGAGUGGUACAUCGAGAAUAAGAAUGUAUCAUUAGAUGAGAUGUUUGAUGAGAUUGCAUGUGUAUCUGGGCGCAUUGAUCUUGAUAAGAAUUGUUUGAUAUUUGUGGAGUCCAAGGCAAGUUUACUCUUUGGUGAAACUGAUGUAUCUCUGGGUGUGAUAGGGCGUUCUGUGUUAUUUUAUUUAAGGAAGUUUGGAGGAGAAGCGCUUUCAGUGAUAGUGAAUAAGAUGAUAGAAUACAUAGAGGAAGUGAUUGGGACGCUGGGUGUGUGUCAAAGGCAUGCGGAAGGACUGCUGUUUUUGCAUGAUACAUGCAUCUUUGUGAACCGAGCUAUAGCGAUGGAAUCUAGGUUUGGAAGGCGAAUGUCGAGUGUGAUACGGCUUGAUGGAUUGUGUGACAACGUGAGCAGGGAUGAACUAUGUAGAUGGGUGGUUGAUAACAGUCAAAAAGGCUUCUAUGUUGCUUCUGCAUAUAUGAAGGACUCUGGAGCAUGCAAGUUUAUUCGAGUGUUCGAUGAUGGAUGGAGCAUGAAAUGUAAAUCAGUAGAAAUAGAAAGCAGACUUAUUAUGCAUAAUUCGAUUGGAAAGUACCUAACUGAUUACCUAUUAAAAGCAGAAACAACUCAUGGGCAUAGACGAUCGUUGAUGUUUAACAAACUGUCAUCAAUAUAUGCAGGACUCAGGCGAAUAUACACAAGGGGAUUGAUUGGAUGUGUGAGUGAUGAGAAGGUUGGUAAAAUGAUUUCAUGCAUUAUUGGAAAUGAAAAGCCAAGAAGCAAUGAAGUUGUCCCAUUAUGUACGAUUCUGCAUGACAUAUGCAAGAUGAUUCCUGUGAGGAUAUCUGUUCUUGACAAGGCGUUAGUUGAGUGUGCAGUACAUGUGGCAACAGUGUUUGGAAAGAACCUGAGAAGAUACAUGAGGAAUGGAAAGGGAGAUAUUGAAGGGAUAUUUGAGAGGAUGAGCAGAUUAUAUGUAAGAUUUGAUGGAUUGGAGUCUGCAAUACAUAAGGAUGUGUUUAGUAGUGAAGUGCAUUGUGUGAUUGAGGAUGAAUGUCGGUAUCGUCUUGGAAAGAUAUCUUGCAAUGUAAAUAGUGGACUUAAACAACUUGUUUUAUGCAGAAAUGUUUAUGAAAGACAUUUGAGUUUUCUUGAGAUUGCAGGAUUGGAGGCGAAUUCUGUAUAUUGUGAGGAGGAGAGGAAGGUUCUGAUGAGAUUUUAUGAUAUGAUGAGAAUAAGAAAAGCAUUUAAAGAUGGAGAUACACUCAGGAGAGAGAUAUGUAGAAUGCUUGGUAAGGUAGUAGGCGUUGAAGAGAAUGUGCGUAACAGAUACCGACUGUAUUUGUAUGAAUGCAUUGUGGAUAAUGCCAAGGAUAUACCGAAAGAAGACUAUCAGAAGGUAAUGAUGAUGGUGAAUGAGUGUUUUCUGUGA